Aspergillus japonicus CBS 114.51 is the source of this 609-nucleotide messenger RNA. RefSeq lists its product as uncharacterized. The record is from RefSeq and is a predicted model, not a curated record. The transcript has 4 exons. The coding region runs from base 1 to 609 and encodes 202 amino acids. Lineage: Eukaryota; Fungi; Ascomycota; Eurotiomycetes; Eurotiales; Aspergillaceae.
AUGUCUCUGCAAGAAUCCCUUGUAAUCACGGCACUCUGGUGGAUGCCGCAGGAUAAGGCGCUCCUCAGUGGCAAGAUUGGGGUUAUGCCACGUCUGAAUUGGUGGAUCUUCACGCGCAGGAGUAAUAUACCUUCGCAAUUGCACCAAUGGCUAUUGCUCGGAAGUUCUGUCAACAAUGGUCUUGUGUAUCGCCCUGCGAGUAAUUCCGUCAACUGUUGUCAUGCUCUCCUCCUGAACACACUUGCGAGCUCCCAUCUGUGUCACCCACGAGAGACAAAUGAGCUGGCGCUGACCAUUCACUGGAAGAGCCGAUUCCCCACGGGAUUCAGCAUAUCCGUCUCGCCAAAUGGGCGUCUUGCACGCCACUCUCAUCAACGUCACCUACGCCAGCCUUACCCAAUCAAGUAUAACGACCGUCCUAUCCGGUUCGACUCGGUCGAAGAAGCAGAUCCCAUGGCUGAGGGCCAGCAAGCAUCAUACCUUCUCGGCUUUUUUCUGGCGUCGAUCAGCGUCGGUCCUGUGGCCCUGUUCGUUGCUGCUGAGACUCCAAGGCUAUACUCUACCGCUCGAGCGUCCGAUCGGAUUGAGUGGACGGGCGUGAUAGGGUGA